This is a messenger RNA of Diaporthe batatas, 447 nucleotides long. Its product is annotated as U2 snRNP complex subunit BUD31. Gene Ontology annotation, biological process: mRNA splicing, via spliceosome. The record is from RefSeq and is a predicted model, not a curated record. Bases 1 to 447 code for a protein of 148 amino acids. NCBI's taxonomy places the organism in Eukaryota, Fungi, Ascomycota, Sordariomycetes, Diaporthales, Diaporthaceae. The transcript has 2 exons. Gene Ontology annotation, cellular component: nucleus; spliceosomal complex.
AUGCCCGCCAUUAGGCACGCCUCGAAGCGCAAACCGCCGCCAGAUGGCUUCAGUGACAUCGAGGACGACCUGCUCAUUUUCAGCAACAAGAUGAAGGAUGCGCAGAACACCCCGACCGACAACAUCCCCAAGCACCAAGCGCAAUGGCCCAUAUUCGAAAUCUCCCACCAGCGAAGCCGAUACAUCUACGAACUCUACUAUGAGAAAGAGGCGAUCAGCAAGAAGCUUUACGACUGGCUCCUGAAGAACGGGUAUGCGGAUGCUAUGCUGAUCGCAAAGUGGAAGAAACAAGGUUACGAGAAGCUGUGCUGCUUGCGAUGUGUGCAGACGAAGGAGACCAACUUUGCCUCGACCUGUAUUUGUCGGGUGCCGCGAGCACAGCUCAAGGAGGAUCAAGACAUACAGUGUGUCAGUUGCGGAUGCAGAGGAUGCGCUUCGAGCGACUGA